GAGCGCGGCGCACGCCCCGGCCGGCCCCGCGAGCGGGGGAGCGAGGGCGCGAGCAGCCGGGAAGGCGGCGGGCGGCGGGGCCGGCGGGGCGGAGGCUCCGGCGCUUCAAAGCGAGCAAAGUUUGGCGGCUCGGGGGGCGGAGGGGGGGGCCGGACUUUCCUUCCUGGAGGCGGCGCCCAGACGCCAGCCGCGGCCCGGUGCGCAGACCCAAACUUUCGGCUGCCGCCCGCGUCUCGGCCGGGCCUUCCCGAGCCGGGCCGCCCGCGCCCCCGCCGCCCUUGUCCGCGCCGCGGGAGCCGCUCGGGGCGCCGGGCCCCGCCGGCCGCCGCGCCCGCAAGUUGCCGGGAGUUUGGGGCGAAGUUUGCGCGCUCCCCCCCACCGCGGCCCCCGACGCCGAGCCCGGCCCCGCCGGGGGCGCCCCUCGCCGCCCGCGCGCCCGCCCAGCCAUGUCGUCCAUCCUGCCCUUCACCCCGCCGAUCGUGAAGCGCCUGCUGGGCUGGAAGAAGGGCGAGCAGAACGGGCAGGAGGAGAAAUGGUGCGAGAAGGCGGUCAAGAGUUUGGUCAAGAAGCUCAAGAAGACGGGACAGCUGGACGAGCUGGAGAAGGCCAUCACCACGCAGAACGUCAACACCAAGUGCAUCACCAUCCCCAGGUCCCUCGAUGGCCGGCUGCAGGUGUCGCACCGCAAGGGGCUGCCGCAUGUUAUCUACUGCCGCCUGUGGCGCUGGCCGGACCUGCACAGCCACCACGAGCUGCGGGCCGUGGAGCUGUGUGAGUUCGCCUUCAACAUGAAGAAGGACGAGGUGUGCGUGAAUCCGUACCACUACCAGCGGGUGGAGACGCCAGUUCUGCCCCCCGUGCUGGUGCCGCGGCACACGGAGAUCCCGGCCGAGUUCCCGCCGCUGGACGACUACAGCCAUUCCAUCCCCGAGAACACUAACUUCCCCGCCGGCAUCGAGCCCCAGAGCAAUAUUCCAGAAACCCCACCCCCUGGCUACCUGAGUGAAGAUGGUGAGACCAGUGACCACCAGAUGAAUCACAGCAUGGACGCAGGUUCUCCAAACCUGUCUCCGAAUCCGAUGUCCCCGGCGCACAAUAACCUGGACCUCCAGCCGGUCACCUACUGCGAGCCAGCCUUCUGGUGCUCCAUCUCCUACUACGAGCUGAACCAGCGCGUCGGAGAGACCUUCCACGCCUCGCAGCCCUCCAUGACCGUGGACGGCUUCACAGAUCCCUCCAACUCGGAGCGCUUCUGCCUGGGGCUGCUGUCCAAUGUCAACAGGAACGCUGCGGUGGAGCUCACCAGGAGGCACAUCGGGCGAGGCGUGCGGCUGUACUAUAUCGGCGGGGAGGUGUUUGCUGAGUGCCUCAGCGACAGCGCCAUCUUCGUCCAGUCUCCCAACUGCAACCAGCGCUACGGCUGGCACCCGGCCACCGUCUGCAAGAUCCCGCCAGGCUGCAACCUGAAGAUCUUCAACAACCAGGAGUUCGCCGCGCUCCUGGCACAGUCCGUCAACCAGGGCUUCGAGGCCGUGUACCAGCUGACUCGAAUGUGCACCAUCCGCAUGAGCUUCGUCAAAGGCUGGGGCGCCGAGUACAGGAGACAGACCGUGACCAGCACCCCCUGCUGGAUCGAGCUGCACCUGAAUGGGCCUCUGCAGUGGCUGGACAAGGUCCUCACCCAGAUGGGCUCGCCCAGCAUCCGCUGCUCCAGCGUAUCCUAGGGGUGCAGGGGUGAGGGGAGGGCCAGCCUGGGCAAGGGGCCCCGGGAGAGGCCAAGGACCGAACUCAACGCUGUCAUGGAAGAAACUGCCUCCCCUUAACCAGAGCAGCACCAACCUGGUUUCCAAAAGGUUUCCAAGACACAAAAGCCAGCCCGAGCAGUAUCUUACCAGUGGCGUUGUCCUCGCACACAGCUGCCACGUGGCCCUCGUCUGCAGGCCCAGCGACGGUUUCUUGUCCUGGUGGCCGCUGGAGUGGACAGGUAGCCUCUCACCACCCGGCCCCCUGUCACUGGCCGCAACCAUCUGGGAUGUCCCAGCCCAACAGGAAGGAGCCUGGGCCCAGGACUGGAGAGUGGACGUUGCUCGGACAGGGCGUUCCUGUGGGCCCCGGUGCCUGACACCCCCCUUCAGCUGAGCGCAUUCCCACAGCCUGUGGGUGUGCGUGUGGAGAGGUGGUGAAAUCUGUCCUUUGUUCAGAAUUUGCUCCACUGUCUCCUCGCUCGCUCAGGAGCAUUAGGAGGGCCUGCCAGGCUCAGCGCACACGCGUGGCCCGUGCAGAUACCGUGGGCACCAGCCACCACAGGUGGGAGCUGCCGGGCCCACCAGGGUGCUGGCGAUGGUGCCCUGGCGUCGCCCUCACCCGUCCAUGCUCGCUCCGUGCUCCUGAGCUAUACUGGUUUAUCUGGGCAGUCGCAUUAAAUGGACUUCGUCAUAUGCUCUUUUAAACGUUUGUUUUCUAUUUAAAAAAAACAACAACAAAACAAAACCCCCAGCUGGCACAGUGAUGGGAAAGCCGAGGGGACCUGGCACCGUGUACCCGAUGCAAAGCUUUCCUUUCCCGGUGUGGUCGAGAAGGCACUUCCCAGCUGCUUGGGAACGCUGGAAUUCACCAGAAGGGAAAAGGCUCAGGCCACCAUUCGCGAGUGAAGAGGAGCUGUUGUAAAUUCAUUUUCCCAUCUUUGAAAACUGCAGCCUUGGCGCAGAGAGCUCUGUCAUCUUUUACCCUGGGGGUCUGAGCAGAUCUGGCUCGCAGUGGAGACUCCUCGGUGGCAGGGAGUGACAAGACCGUCAUCCAUCAUUUCAACUGGAAACCAAGGGGGCCGGGGGCCUGUGUGCUGGCCCGUGGCAGGGUCCCACAGACAGAAUCGCCACUUGCAACUGGUACCUUAUCUUUGCUGCUGUUUCUGUAUGAAACGACUCCCCGUGUUCUGGCUGGCCUCUGCCGGGAGGCUGCAGGCCAUUCCCCUGGCAGUCCUGCCUUCUUUCUGGGGGACGGAACAGGGGCCUCUGGGCCUGUCUGAACCUCCAGUGCGACGCUGUUCCCGAUGCCGCCUGGACACGAGGGGCUGCCCAGAGCCUCCCGUGCCGGGCCCCGCCACCGCCCACAGUGCCAGACCUGGGCUUGGUCCUCUCACAGGCUGCUGACCCCGGAUGGACACUGUGGUCCUGGCUGCUGACCUCCAGCCAGGCCUGAAGGUGGGUCACGUGGGGCCCCCGAAGCUGCCUCUGUGCAAGAACUCGGAACCCUCCAGUCCAGAACCGAAGGCCACUGCUAAGGCACUUGUUGGCGUUUCUCCCCAGACAGGUCGGCCCUUCUGUCUGGGAGGGCACAGGAGAGCCCCUUUUGGCACCUUUGGCACCGCUGGGAAUGAAUUCGGCUGAGCCAGGGCGGGGGCAGACGCCACCCCUGAGCCCUUUGGGGCCGGCACCUGAGGUGGGAAUGGCCAGAUGAGAAGCAUCACGAGGGUGGCACUAAGGGGCAGCGGCUGUCCAGGCCACCCCGUGCCACCGUGUCACCUUCGCCCUGGAGUCGUGCCAGCCCAGACCCGAGAGGGCCAGCGAGGGGGAGUGGUCCUCGUCCUCCCUGUCAGCUGUGCCCUGCUGGCCUCCCCUGGACGUGGCACUGCGGGCAGGGCUCCUUGGACUCGGUUAUCUUGAGAGACUCCGUAAAAGCGUCGGACUCUGCUGCAGGCACAUCCUCGUGCCGGGCCCUCGUUCCCUUGCGCCUCGCCGGGGCCGCCCAGCCUGGCUGUUUCCCAGGGUGGACGUCACACUGCAGGAGGAGAAGGAUGUGUGAGGCAGGUGUGCCUGGCAUGCAUGUCUGUGGCGAUGGGCUUCUCUCCCGGGCGCCCUGUGUCCCGAGAGGGAGGGGACAUGUGGCAGGAGGCCAGCCUGUCCCCACGUGCCCACUGGCCCCAGGUUGUGCAUUUCCCUUCAUGGGGCGCUAGUGUCCUGGAGCAGGGCACAGCAGGCUGAUGCCAGCGAGAGGCAGGGAGGAAGUCGGGGGCAUACGUGGCAUUUCGGCCGUGUUUCCUACAACCCUGCCCGUCGCUGGAACCCGACUGGGACUCUCGGCAACUCGGCCAUCGAUCCGCCCUUUUCAUGCUGACGCCUCAUGUUUUCGCGUCCGGUGUCCCCGUGUUUCUGUGAUGAUGGCUCUUACUUACCCCUGGGGAACUGUCAACUAUUUAAUUCUUUCGGAUCAAGUUGGAAGUCUCUCCUCGCCAGGGCACAGGCGCCAGGAACAGGGGGAUGCAGUGCUCUGUGGGCCGAGGACAUUCUGGGGUCCUGUCCCCCCCACUGCCGGGGUGCAUGUCUGGUGGUGGGGGGGAAGGGGGCGGGGCUUCCUUCUCCACAACCUGGAGCUCAGACACCUUUGUACAAAGCAUGUAUGUAUUUAUAGCGUUUUAGAUUUUUUUUAACUUUUGUAUCUUAAGAGCACCUGUACGCAUUGUACCCCUGUAGGUGGAGAUCGGUACCCCCCUGUCCCCCUGUAAGUGCCCUUCUAAUAAACUUGCCGUGGUAAAGCUCA
Molecule: messenger RNA, 4536 nt
Organism: Sorex araneus (European shrew)
Lineage: Eukaryota; Metazoa; Chordata; Mammalia; Eulipotyphla; Soricidae
Gene: SMAD3
Product: SMAD family member 3
Exons: 9
Coding region: 447-1724 (425 amino acids)
Biological process (GO): regulation of transcription by RNA polymerase II; SMAD protein signal transduction; transforming growth factor beta receptor signaling pathway
Cellular component (GO): heteromeric SMAD protein complex
Molecular function (GO): I-SMAD binding; DNA-binding transcription factor activity, RNA polymerase II-specific; RNA polymerase II cis-regulatory region sequence-specific DNA binding
Source: RefSeq, a predicted model, not a curated record